AUGUCAUUACCUGGUAGUAGUAGUAGUAGUAGUAGCAGUAGUAGUAGUGAUGGUAACAACAGCAAUAUACCAAACGCUACUCCCAUAAAGGCCACUCCAACUGCUGAAACAAUAACGCCGCCAAUCAACAAUGAAUUCUCAUUCAAUAUAAAAUCAUUAAUAAGCAAUGCCAUGGAAAACAAUCCAAUAUUCGCCGCUGGUGGUGGAUUAAUGAUCCUUGGGUCCGGUUUAGCCCUAGCACGUUCCAGCGCAAUCAAAUUAAGUCGAUUACUAUACAAACAAAUGAUAAUUGAUUUAGAAAUUCCAUCAAAGGAUAAAUCAUACUCAUGGAUCUUAACAUGGAUCUCUAAACAACCAAAGAGAGUCUCUAGACAUCUCUCUGUAAGGACAUCAUAUGUACAACAUGAUAAUGGAUCAAUUAAUACCAAAUUUUCUAUGGUGCCUGGUCCGGGGAAUCAUUGGAUUAGAUAUAAAGGUGCUUUCAUAAUGAUCAAGAGAGAAAGAUCGGGGAAAAUGGUGGAUUUAAUUAAUAGUGCACCAUAUGAAACUGUAACGUUGGUUACUUUGUAUCGUGAUCGUGGGUUGUUUAAGGAUAUCUUGGAUGAAGCUAAACAAAUCGCCAUGAAGGAUACAGAAGGUAAGACUGUCAUUUAUACUUCGUUUGGUCCUGAAUGGAGAAGAUUUGGACAACCUAAGGGUAAAAGAACAUUGGCUUCAGUCGUUUUAGAUAAAGGUAUAAAGGAAAAUAUAGUAAAAGAUGUGGAAGAAUUUAGAAAUAAUGGGAAAUGGUAUUCGGAUAGAGGAAUACCGUAUAGAAGAGGUUACUUAUUGUAUGGACCACCAGGUUCAGGGAAAACAAGUUUUAUACAAGCUUUAGCUGGUGAAUUAGACUAUAACAUUUGUAUUUUGAACUUAUCUGAGAAUAAUUUAACAGAUGAUAGAUUAAACCAUUUAAUGAAUAACAUGCCUGAGAGAAGUAUACUACUACUAGAAGACAUUGAUGCUGCAUUCGAUAAGAGGUCCCAAACGAUAGAGGGAGGGUAUCAAUCACAUGUUACAUUUAGUGGAUUACUAAACGCAUUAGAUGGUGUUACUUCCUCGGAGGAAACCAUCACGUUCAUGACUACGAACCACAGGGAGAAGUUAGAUCCCGCAAUCUUAAGGCCUGGUCGGAUUGACUAUCAAGUCCUUGUGGGAGACGCCACAUUAUAUCAAAUCAAACAUAUGUUCUUGAAGUUUUAUCCAGGUGAAACAAAGCUAUGUGAAAGAUUUGUUCAAAGUGUUUCCAAAGAGUUCCCAUCAAUAGCCGCCAACGAGACCGGGGAGGUCAACCCUAAUGCCCGGACACCAGGGCUCAGCACGGCCCUACUUCAGGGUUUGUUUGUGGUCCAUAAAGAUAAACCUCGAGACGCAAUUGCCGCGGUGCCAGCCCUUCGUGAGAAAAUUGCAGUUGUAAAUUGA
Molecule: messenger RNA, 1461 nt
Organism: Naumovozyma dairenensis CBS 421
Lineage: Eukaryota; Fungi; Ascomycota; Saccharomycetes; Saccharomycetales; Saccharomycetaceae
Gene: BCS1
Product: bifunctional AAA family ATPase chaperone/translocase BCS1
Exons: 1
Coding region: 1-1461 (486 amino acids)
Biological process (GO): mitochondrial respiratory chain complex III assembly; protein insertion into mitochondrial inner membrane from matrix
Cellular component (GO): mitochondrial inner membrane
Molecular function (GO): ATP binding; ATP hydrolysis activity
Source: RefSeq, a predicted model, not a curated record